Molecule: messenger RNA, 2382 nt
Organism: Cajanus cajan (pigeon pea)
Lineage: Eukaryota; Viridiplantae; Streptophyta; Magnoliopsida; Fabales; Fabaceae
Product: Pentatricopeptide repeat (PPR) superfamily protein
Molecular function (GO): protein binding
Source: RefSeq, a predicted model, not a curated record
GUCCCUUGAACCCUCCAAAGCUUCCUCUCAGCUCUGCCACAGAGACAUAACCGCGGUGGUUUAUGCUGUUUCUAGUUUAUUUUAUUCUUAUUGGGUCAUGCUUUGUUUUUUCAUUCUUGCUACACAUUGAUAUGCCCCUUUUGUUGAGUUUACCGUUUCAGGUUCACUCUUGUCUUCACAAGCUUUGUUUUUUUCCCUUUCUCAGUGCCCCUACCCAUGCCAAUGCUUAUGUGAGAAUGCGUCAGAGCUACUUUAGCAUUGUUUUCUUGUCACAAUCCAAAUACUCAAUUGGGUCAACAGGGUUUCAUGAGUCCACGCCACUGUCCAAGGACACUGUUCCUCCUGUUGUUGGCUUUGGUCUGUGUCAAGAAGAAGAAUUUCAUGAUACCACCCCUUUUAUGUCCAAGAAGGAAUUGCCUCCUUGGGGAGAAGUAGAGUUGGAAGAUGGGGGUGAUGAUGUUGAAGGAAGAGAAAAAUUUGAUACAUCUUUAGUGUCCAAGGAGGAAUUGCAUUAUUGGGAAGAAGUAGAACUGGAAGAAGAAGAAGAAGAAGAUGAUGAUGAUGAUGAUGAUGAUGAAAGAAUAGGUGUUAAUGCAUAUUUUGUGGCCAAGAAGGAAUUGCCUCCCUGGGGAGAAGCAGAAGAUGAUGGACACCGUGAUUCUAGGUCUGUUGAAACUACUUUAUCAGUUUCAGAGAGGAUGGGGCUAAUGAAUGAGCAUGGAGCACUUUUUCUGGAGGAAUUGGAUGAGAAUGUGCUGUCUAAUAGGAUUUUGGUGCUUAGCAGAACUAACAAGAUUAGAAGUGCAAUGGAGUAUUUUAGGUCGAUGGAAUUAUCGGGUCUUUCUCCAAGUAUCCAUGCUUGUAAUUCUCUUAUUUCUAGCCUUUUGAGAAAUGGGUGGUUUGAUGAUUGCUUCAAAGUGUUCAAUUUUACAAGAGCAAAAAGGAUAACUACAGGGCAUACUUAUAGCUUGAUUCUUAUGGCACAUGCAAAAGCUCGUGGUUGCGAUUCAGCCAUUAGAUUCUUCAGAGAACUAGAAAGUGAAUGUGAUGUGGAGAAGGAUUUUGAUGCAAUUGUUUACAACACCAUGAUAUCUAUCUGCAGAAACAUUGACAAUUGGAGUGAAAUAGAGAAGUUGUGGAGGAGUAUGAAGGCAAAUGGAUGUGUUGGAACACGUGUCACUUAUAACCUUCUAAUCAAUAGUUUCAUACGAUGCGACCAACGUGAUCUUGCUCUUCAUGCCUACCAUGAAAUGGUUCAAAAUGGAUUUGAACCAGACAGCAAUACAUUGAAUGCUAUCAUUAGUGUAUGUGCUAAGGAGGGAAAAUGGGAUGUUGCAUUAAGUGUAUUUAUGAAAAUGUUGAAGGGUGAGCAUAAGCCAAACUUAGUGGCAUGCAAUGCAUUGAUUAACUCACUGGGAAGAGCAGGGGAGCUCAAGCAAGCAUUUGAUGUCUACAACACGAUGAAAUCAUUAGACCAUAAACCAGAUGCAUAUACAUUCAAUGCUCUACUGAGUGCUCUUAACAAGGCUGACAGGCAUCACCAAGCUCUUGAGCUUUUUGAGAUGAUUGAAAAAGAUCCAACGUUUCAAUUCAAUAUACAUUUAUACAAUACUGUUUUAAUGUCUUGCUCAAAGCUUAGGUUGUGGGAUAGAGCUAUAGAAAUUUUGUGGCAGAUGGAAGCUUCUGGACUGUCUGAUUUGACAAUGUCAUAUAAUCUUGUUAUCAGGACCUGUGAGCUUGCUAGGAAGCCAUCAGUUGCACUGCAGGUGUACAAGCACAUGAUUCCCCAAAAGUGCAGUCCAAACAUAUUUACUUAUCUUUCCGUGAUUAGAUGCUGUGUUCGUGGAGAUCUCUGGGAAGAAUUAGAAAAAAUCCUAAAUCAGACCAAGCCAAAUGCCACUCUUUAUAACGCUGCCCUUCAAGGGCUGUGCUUACGAGGCAAUGUUAACUUGGCAAAUAAGGUCUACACAAAAAUGCUAGAAAAUGGUCUUCAACCUGAUGUCAGAACACAAGUACUUAAGCUCCGUAUGAUGAGGAAAAGGAAAUAGCUGGUAGUCUAUUAAUUGGUAUAACCAACACAACAGUUUUGACCAUAAGGAGGAGAAUAUCAUAAUCAUAGUCAGUUGAAUCGAGGCACCGAUUGAAUAAUAAAUAGUUCUUUUUUUGGGUCUUGGGAGAGUGAAUAGCAGACUAAAAUGUUGGUGUAAGUCAGUAACAACUGUAUAGUCUAAAGUUAUCAUCUACCCUCUUUUCUUUCUUUCUUUCUUUCUUCCUUUGGUACCGAGGUAUGUAAAGAAUCUUCUUGUUUGAUAUGUAUGUAAAUGAUAUAAAUGCCCAUGUCUUGUACAUUUUCUUCCUGUUAUAUUCAAGAGUUCAAGUAAA